CUGGGACGAGACACGCAGAAAUGGCACCUCGAAAGGGGAAGGAAAAGAAGGAAGAACAGGUCAUCAGCCUCGGACCUCAGGUGGCUGAAGGAGAAAAUGUAUUUGGUGUCUGCCACAUCUUUGCAUCCUUCAAUGACACCUUUGUCCAUGUCACUGAUCUUUCUGGCAAGGAAACCAUCUGCCGUGUGACUGGUGGGAUGAAGGUAAAGGCUGACCGAGACGAGUCCUCUCCAUAUGCUGCCAUGUUGGCUGCCCAGGAUGUAGCCCAGAGGUGCAAGGAGCUGGGCAUCACCGCUCUUCACAUCAAACUCCGGGCCACAGGAGGAAAUAGGACCAAGACUCCUGGACCAGGGGCCCAGUCAGCUCUAAGAGCCCUUGCCCGCUCGGGAAUGAAGAUCGGACGGAUUGAGGAUGUCACUCCCAUCCCCUCCGACAGCACCCGCAGAAAGGGGGGUCGCCGUGGUCGCCGUCUGUGAACAGGACUCCUCAAAUUAUUUUCUGUUAAUAAAUUGCCUUCGUGUCCG
Messenger RNA from Pipistrellus kuhlii (Kuhl's pipistrelle), 524 nucleotides. Its product is annotated as 40S ribosomal protein S14. Lineage: Eukaryota; Metazoa; Chordata; Mammalia; Chiroptera; Vespertilionidae. Gene Ontology annotation, cellular component: cytosolic small ribosomal subunit; ribosome. Bases 21 to 476 code for a protein of 151 amino acids. Gene Ontology annotation, biological process: translation; maturation of SSU-rRNA from tricistronic rRNA transcript (SSU-rRNA, 5.8S rRNA, LSU-rRNA); ribosomal small subunit assembly. Gene Ontology annotation, molecular function: mRNA 5'-UTR binding; small ribosomal subunit rRNA binding; structural constituent of ribosome. The transcript has a single exon. The record is from RefSeq and is a predicted model, not a curated record.